Messenger RNA from Boleophthalmus pectinirostris (great blue-spotted mudskipper), 1325 nucleotides. RefSeq names its product enoyl CoA hydratase domain containing 2 (gene echdc2). Gene Ontology annotation, biological process: fatty acid beta-oxidation. The record is from RefSeq and is a predicted model, not a curated record. The coding region runs from base 85 to 1080 and encodes 331 amino acids. Gene Ontology annotation, cellular component: mitochondrion. The transcript is spliced from 11 exons. NCBI's taxonomy places the organism in Eukaryota, Metazoa, Chordata, Actinopteri, Gobiiformes, Gobiidae. Gene Ontology annotation, molecular function: enoyl-CoA hydratase activity.
UUAUAAAACAGGAAGUCCACAAGGUGAACUUCCGAUAAACUCUUCCUGAUUUGCAACAUCAAAGUAACUUUUAAACUAUUCAAUAUGACAACUUUCCUCCGUAAGCGUGUGAUAUUGCGGUGUUUGACACUAAAUUCACCCGCUAGAUGUUGCAUUUCACAGUGCCAGAGGUUCCAUGCGCCACACCGAGAACGAGCGCUGCUCGUGACCGAGGCAAGUGGCUCUGUGGCGGGAUACGCUUCCAGACAGGACCGCAAACAGCACACAGAUGCGGGAGUGGCUGUGGAGGUGGAUUUAAAGCGGUUAGACGGGGAUGAUGAUGGUAUUGUGGAGGUGCUCAUGUGCAGACAAAAAGCAAGGAAUGCGUUGGGACACGUGUUUGUAUCACAGAUGAGAGAGCUGUUGUCCUCUGUGUCCACUGAUUCGACAGCCCGGGUUGUUGUCUUUCGGAGCCUGGUUCCUGGAGUUUUCUGUGCAGGUGCAGACUUAAAGGAGAGAGCCCUCAUGGACAACUCUGAGUCAGACCUGUUUGUCCACGGCCUCCGCUCUCUCAUGACUCAGAUAGCUGUCUUGCCCAUGCCAACUAUAGCAGCCAUAGAUGGAGUUGCUCUGGGGGGUGGACUGGAGCUUGCUUUGGCCUGUGACCUUCGUACUGCAGCCUAUUCUGCACAUAUGGGGCUGAUUGAGACAACGAGAGGUCUGCUCCCAGGGGCGGGGGGCAGUCAACGCCUGCCACGGACCAUUGGUCUCGCUCUAGCCAAGGAGCUCAUCUUCACAGGGCGGCGUAUAGAUGGACGUACAGCUGUAGAGAUGGGACUCGUAAACAGGGCAGUUGACCAGAACGAGGCUGGAGAUUCUGCCUACAGAGAAGCACUCAGUCUGGCCAGAGAGAUACUGCCCCAGGCUCCCAUUGCUGUGCGAAUGGCAAAGGAAGCAAUGAAUAGAGGUGUUGAGGUUGAUAUGACAUCAGCAAUGGCAAUAGAGAGGAUGUGUUAUGCCCGGGUGAUCCCAACACGGGACAGACAGGAGGGUAUGGCUGCUUUUAUUGAAAAGAGACCUCCAAAUUACAUAGGGGAAUAAACAAUAGUAUUUGAGUGUCCACACCACAGAAGCAUCCUGACAUGAUCAGACAGCAGAGGAAAUUAGACCAUUACGUGCUCAAGCAACUGAAUCACAUUUAUAUGUAAAUGUAAAUUAAUGUAACCAGCUUUAAGUUUUAUGUCUAGUUUACUGAAUUUACUGACAUAAGGCUCUUAUUUCUACUGUAUUUAACAUGCAUUUAUUCUGUUGAACAUAAAUGAUAAAAAAAAAGUACAAAAUCUUCA